Messenger RNA from Aspergillus oryzae RIB40, 2565 nucleotides. RefSeq names its product serine/threonine protein kinase CLA4. The coding region runs from base 1 to 2565 and encodes 854 amino acids. The record is from RefSeq and is a predicted model, not a curated record. Gene Ontology annotation, cellular component: cytoplasm. The transcript has 3 exons. NCBI's taxonomy places the organism in Eukaryota, Fungi, Ascomycota, Eurotiomycetes, Eurotiales, Aspergillaceae. Gene Ontology annotation, biological process: actin filament organization; intracellular signal transduction; protein phosphorylation. Gene Ontology annotation, molecular function: protein serine/threonine kinase activity; ATP binding.
AUGUACUCUCCCGACCAAUUCAUGAAUCCUGGGCCGGCACCGCGCCCACCAGCCGAGCGUCCGAAGCUUAACCUGCCUGCCAACUCCUCGAAUACGGUCGCCUCCUUCAGCCAAAUGAGCCUAGACUCCCCUGGUACGCCAGGGUCUGCCAACUUGUCAUUAUUCCCGAAUACUAGCACCCCGUCUCUCACACAAACAAAGACCAACCAGUCGGGACAGGGAGGGGUAGCCGUCAUCAAGGAAGGGUAUGUUCGUUGCAAGGAAGACAAAUUUCUGGCUACCUGGAACCAGCGAUAUUUGAUACUUCGAGAGUUUCGAUUAGACUUCUUGAAGAAUGAGACGGGUAGGGUAGUCUUGUCGAUCCCGCUUCAAACGGUCACCGCUGUCUCCCGUUCGGAAGACACUCGGAUGGCCUUCGAAGUUAUUCGUCUGGCCAAUCCGAAAGAUGCCACCUCUAAGGCUGCCCUGAUCACACGCGACGUGCCAACCAAGAGCAUUACCUGUGAGGUCAAGAGUGAUGACGAGAUCUAUGACUGGAUUGACAAGAUAUACGAGCGCUGCCCGGGAAUGGGAGGUGUAAGCAAUCCCACCAAUUUUAGUCACCGCGUUCACGUCGGUUUCGACCCUCGAACAGGCGCCUUUGUGGGAUUACCGCCUGAGUGGGAGAAGCUGCUGACUGCGUCGGCUAUUACCAAAGAAGACUAUAAGAAGAACCCCCAAGCCGUUAUCGAAGUUCUCGAGUUUUACUCCGAUAUAAAGAUGCGCGAACAAAACCCACAGUAUUAUGCCGGAUUAGCUUCUCCCCAGUCAAGCCAGCAACCAAAACCUUACAACAGCAAUACGGUUGGCAGUUCUAUUGCUCCUCCAAGACCGCCACCACCAGCCCCAUCCCAACGCCUAGACAGCGGUCACUCCAAUCGCUCCGCUGGUUCAUCACCCUCGCCGGUGCACAGCAAAUCAGACCCAGAUCGUGCUUUGGAACAGCAGCAACAGCUGGAGAGAAUGAAGGAGAUGGCGGACCAGGAGCGUCGACGCAUGGAGGAAGGGGCUCGCCGUACUCGUCAACGCGAAGAAGAGCAGAACAGGCUCGAUCAAGAAGCGUACAACGCCUCACUUCCAAAAACUCGCGUCCCUCUGGCUAAACAGGAGCUUGGCGGCUAUGGCGCUGAUUCGUCAAUGAACGAGCGCUACAAACCAAGCCGUCCCGCCCCGCAGGCUCCUAGCUCGGCUCGACAAGACUCUGCACGCCAGCUCACGGCUCAGCGCCCAGCGCCAGCCCCUCCGAGCUCCAAUCAGGGCCAACGGCCAGGGGAGUACGGCUCAGCCAAUGGCCCCGGAAUUGCACGCACUCCAGGGUCAGACCAAUCUUCUCCCAACUCGCGUUACCCUGCACAUGAUCCACGAGCACAGUCCUCUGCGGCGCGCUCUCAGAACAAUGGUACCAAACAGCAGGCUCAGGGCCCACCACCCAGCAAACUUCCUGCUCCCGUGCAGCCAGUGAAGCCACUGAAUAUUGCAAACAAACAAGCAACUAAUAAGAACGUUCCCGAUGGUGUCCGUCAAGCGGAAGCUGCCCUGACUAAGAAAGCCGAGCCCCGGCAGAGGGAAGUUCGCAUGUCAGCAAUGUCGGAGAACGAAGUCAUGGAUCGACUUAGAUCCGUCGUCUCUAAAGACAAUCCCAACGAAUCUUACAGUAAGCAACGCAAGAUUGGACAAGGUGCAUCUGGAUCUGUGUAUGUCGCCCGUGUUAAAGAACAUGCUGUUUCUCCGGUUGCCCGCGAACUGUACCGCCAAUAUGGACCUCGAACUCAGGUUGCAAUCAAACAAAUGGAUCUGCGUAGUCAGCCACGAAAGGAGCUUAUUGUCAACGAGAUCAUUGUGAUGAAAGACAGCCAGCAUGCCAAUAUUGUUAACUUUCUUGACUCAUUCCUUCAAGAGCAAAGCAAUGAGCUUUGGGUUGUUAUGGAAUUCAUGGAGGGUGGUGCUCUCACAGAUGUCAUUGACAACAACCCUGUAAUCCAGGAAGAUCAGAUUGCUACUAUUUGCUCAGAGACUUGCAAAGGACUGGCACACCUACAUAGCCAAAAUAUUAUCCACCGUGAUAUCAAGAGUGAUAAUGUCCUUCUUGACCGCGCUGGUCAUGUAAAGAUUACCGACUUUGGAUUCUGUGCUAAACUUACUGAGUCAAAGAGCAAGCGUGCAACGAUGGUUGGGACACCAUACUGGAUGGCCCCAGAAGUUGUCAAACAGAAGGAAUAUGGACCUAAGGUCGACUGCUGGUCACUAGGAAUUAUGGCUAUCGAGAUGAUUGAGUCAGAGCCCCCCUACCUGAACGAGGAACCGCUUAAAGCUCUCUAUCUUAUUGCCACCAAUGGCACCCCCCGUCUAAAGAAGCCCGAAAAGUUGAGCAAGGAACUCAAAUCCUUCCUCAGCCAGUGUCUGUGUGUCGACGUCCGCAGUCGCGCCACUGCGGAAGAACUGCUAGCUCACGAAUUCCUCAAGUCUGGCUGUAGUCUCCCUAGUCUUGCGGAGUUGCUCCGUUGGAAGAAGAACAACGGACAGUGA